Phycomyces blakesleeanus NRRL 1555(-) is the source of this 639-nucleotide messenger RNA. RefSeq lists its product as hypothetical. The record is from RefSeq and is a predicted model, not a curated record. Lineage: Eukaryota; Fungi; Mucoromycota; Mucoromycetes; Mucorales; Phycomycetaceae. The coding region runs from base 1 to 639 and encodes 212 amino acids. The transcript is spliced from 3 exons.
AUGAAUGAAAUAUAUUCUGUCGAACCUGUCCUCGGUGAUAUUUACAUAUUGAAAGGAAUGUCAUUGUCAGAUAUUUUCACAGAGAUGUUGAAGCAUUUCACAUAUUUCAACAACAAAACAGUUUCAGCUCUUCUGCGGAAAAAAUUAUCUGAAGUUUUUAUCAUCAAAUCGAGGUUUUUGAGAAUGAUGGUUGACAGGUUGAGGAGUCGGCCUUUUAUAGACAAGGGUCUUGUCGCACAAUCUUCCUUUGCAAAUGAACCUUUUGAUAAAUGUGAUAUCAAUGACGAUGUCCUCGAGGGAACAGAUGGCCCUACAAGAGACAAUACACAAUACAAGUUAAAGAUGAAUUUGAAUCAAUAUGAUAUCCUGCUUUUUAGAUCUUUUGGACUUUUUGAACUUUUCCGAAAUGCAAAUAAUUCUGGUUACUUUGGAUUACACUGGUCUCUUAACAAAUGUCGAGGACCUAAAGGAAUUUUUAAAGUAAACAGUAAAGACCACAAGAAUGUCAAGAAAAUUGUAGUUGAUAGGUUUUCUAUCAAUGCUGAAAUAGAGGUUUCCGCGAGAGAAACUUUGGUUCUUGAUCAAGUCAUUAUAAACAAAUUAGAGUAUAGAAGAAGACCAGUACAAAUAUUUUUGUAA